Pochonia chlamydosporia 170 is the source of this 744-nucleotide messenger RNA. Its product is annotated as type specific antigen domain-containing protein. The transcript is spliced from 3 exons. The record is from RefSeq and is a predicted model, not a curated record. Lineage: Eukaryota; Fungi; Ascomycota; Sordariomycetes; Hypocreales; Clavicipitaceae. Bases 1 to 744 code for a protein of 247 amino acids.
AUGGAUCCACUAUCUUUGACUGCCGGCGUUAUCAACAUAGUGGAUUCUUCUCGUCGCACUCUUCAAGCCCUAUCAUCGUCAAGUUCCUGGCAGGGUGAACGGGCCUCACUCGUUCAACUGGAGACGCAGAUAUGUAUCCAAAUUCUUGAUGAAAUGGGACAAAUUGCUCUUUCAUACACAUCCUCUAUUCCCGAGAGCGCCUCACUCUGCUUACGGCUCUGUCAACGGCAUCUUCAAGUUUUGGACAAGCAUCUUACCGACUUAAAAAAAGCUCCACGCAAACUAUUACCAGUCACGGAGUUGGAGAAGACCUUGAAAGACUUCAGACGUUCUGUUAACUCUCUUACUCAACACCUUGUGAAGGAAUACCGUCAUGCGAUCCGCGGAAUAAAUGUUGGAGAUAUGUAUAUCAAUAAUUCGAUUGAUACGACGCUUGACGUUGAAGCUACCAAAGAACAUGUCCGGCCUGUUAUGGAUCAGCUAGGUAAAAUGCUCGCGGAGGGUGUCAACUGUUCAACGCUCUACAUUAAUAACUCAUUCAUGGACCGAAUCGACCUCGAGAGCAACAAGCCAGAGGAGGUGCUGAAUCAGCUAAGGCAGGCUGUGAGAAAUGUGUCUAACAAUGCGGACACUAUGCAAAGCGAACCUGAUCCGUUUGAGUUCCAAGCAAAAAUACUAUCUUCAGACGGAGACUCUAGUGAGCCUAUAUCAAUAUGUGCGAAAUCGUCUCCCGCGUUGGGUUAG